AUGCUCCGAGAGGCCGUUUUUCUAUUGUUUGCGGUUUAUUGUACAGCUGAGCCGACUCGAGGCACGCGAUGUGCAAAGAAUCAAGUGAUCAACAGAUUGACUGUUUAUGAAGAUGGAGCUUUGGAGGCAGAGUGUGGACCGAUCCCGUGUGGAAUGAGUGCGAUGAGAUGUAUUGAGGAUCAAACGUCGUGCCGAGCUGACACUGAUGUGUUCUCAGGGAUGAGAUGGGCGGCGAAUGGACAAAGUGUUCUCCUUCGAUGCUGUACUCUGAAAGUCGCUAAUAAGAUCUAUGUGGGAACGGAUUUGGUCUCUGCUGGAUCUUACUAUGUUGGUGGGCCAGUCUCUCAACAAGAUUUGUACGGUCAAGGCGGUCCCGAAUACGAUUUCAUCGCGAAUAUCAGAACUGAACAAGGUGGUGUACGGGUAUGGGUUUACCGUAUAAUGUGUCCAGUUGGAGCAGAAGAUGUCGAGACACAACCAGGGGAAGAACAAGAAGAACAAGCACAAGAAGAGCAUGAAGAACAUGAAGAACAUGAAGGACAUGAAGGACAUGAAGGACACGAAGAACAAGAAGAACAAGUUCAAAAGAAGCACUUUGAGAAGAGAAGAGAUUAUCUUUUGAAGAGACUGGGAGCUCAUGGAGCAGCUGAGAGCAUUGAUGAGAUGCCAGAAGAGGUUGCGGCCGAGGAUGAAGCUGUGAAUCCGCUUCAAUAUCGACCAGCCAACAUGAAACAU
Molecule: messenger RNA, 735 nt
Organism: Mesorhabditis belari
Lineage: Eukaryota; Metazoa; Nematoda; Chromadorea; Rhabditida; Rhabditidae
Source: the annotation of a GenBank genome assembly